AUGACUGGCGCGCGAUCCAAGGCGCAACUGCCGCCGGAACCACCUCCUCCUGUGGAUGGGUCGGGAGGGAAGAAGAGGAUGGACGGGCUGCCGGCGCAGCUUCCCAAGAUGGAUUUCACGCUUCCGCGACAAGCCGACGAUCGGGUUCAAGAUCUCUCCAUCUCGCACGGCAUUUCCUCGAGCCCGACCUUCUUGGGACCCAGCGGCGCGCAUGGGAGGCGGCCUCGGCCGGUUUCGAGCCAUCGACGCCCAUACGUCAACCGGUCCUCGUGGUGGCCAGUUGUCAAGGCCCCCGAUGAGCGCCUUUGGCCGACCCGUCGGUCCGAUGCCAGGCCAUCCUGUCAUAGCAUGCCCUGA
Molecule: messenger RNA, 357 nt
Organism: Drechmeria coniospora
Lineage: Eukaryota; Fungi; Ascomycota; Sordariomycetes; Hypocreales; Ophiocordycipitaceae
Exons: 1
Coding region: 1-357 (118 amino acids)
Source: RefSeq, a predicted model, not a curated record